Molecule: messenger RNA, 1690 nt
Organism: Canariomyces notabilis
Lineage: Eukaryota; Fungi; Ascomycota; Sordariomycetes; Sordariales; Chaetomiaceae
Product: beta-lactamase/transpeptidase-like protein
Exons: 2
Coding region: 347-1276 (309 amino acids)
Source: RefSeq, a predicted model, not a curated record
AGCACAGAAGAUUCGGAUUUCCAUACCCUCUUACUAGGUCCAAGGCCUAAACAGUUCCCAACCCUGAGCAAUGGCGGACAAAAUCGAUAAAGUCUAUGAGGACGCUGUUUCCUCCGGACUGCUCCCGGGCGUCUCAGUGAUUGCAGGUGAUAGAGAUGGCAACGUCUUGUAUUCCAAAUCGCUCGGCAAGGCGAGCCUGAAGGAGGGCAGGGACCUGCCGUUCAUGCCGUCAACGAUUUGCAGUGUCGCGUCCAUGAGCAAGCUCAUGACGACUGUGGCCGUCCUUCAAGCUGUCGAGCAGGGAGCACUAGACUUGGACAAGGACGUCAGACCCAUGUUUCCCACCAUGGGCCAGUACGGCAUCAUCACGGCCUUUGACGAUGAAACAAACUCGGCCAGCUUCAAGCCUGAUUCGACCCCCAUCACUCUGCGAAUGUUGCUCACGCAUACGUCGGGUAACGAGUACGAUUGGAUGAACCCGCUCCUCAUGAAAUGGCGUGCCUCUCGUAACGAGAUGCCGUGGGGUGGGCCGACCGUGGAGGACAAGGCAGCGAUCCCGCUCGCCUAUGUCCCCGGGACCAGCUGGGCCUAUGGUCCAGGACACGACUGGGCCGGCAAGGCAAUCCACCUUGCCACCGGUCUGACCCUCGAGGAAUUCAUGCGUCGGCACAUGUGGACGCCGCUGGGAAUCGAAAACGACACCUCUUUCUGGCCCAAGACGAAUCCGGCCAUGAAAGGGCGUUUGGCCGAUCUGAGUACUCUCAACGAGAAGGGUGAGCCGCCCGCGGUGGACGAUCCCACGUGGGAUAUGCUGCGCGGUGGCACCGAGUGUCUCGGCGGUGCGGGCGUCUUUACGUCUGCACAGGCGUACUACACCUUCCUCUCGGCUGUGUUCCGCCGCGACCCUCGGCUGCUUAAAGAGGAGUCGUACACGGAGCUGUUUCGCCCGCAGCUCGACAGCACCGCUGAGCAAGCUUUGAACGAGUAUUUGGCCCUCUCGCCGGCUCACACGCAGUUCCUGGCGUUAGGAAUCCCACAUACCGUAAGGAAGACAUGGUGCUUGGCGGGAUUGCUGUGUCUAGACGGCCAGGAAGGACGGUUCAAGAAAGGAACCACGUUUUGGGCUGGUGUGCCCAGCACCGUGUGGUUCAUGGACCAUGAGGCGGGCAUUUGUGGAACAGCUCUCUGCCAAAUUCUGCCGCCUAUGCUCCCUGCAGUCAUAAAGCUGCAUGAGGAGUUCCAGCGGGGAGUUCUUGCAAUGGCCGGGAACAAGUAGCUGUACACGGUAGUCGUAGUCCUCGGAUCCAGGGUAGGCAAUUUACUGGUCGACAGUUGUUUGCACUGGAUGCUUUCUUGCCAUUGGGAAUGCUCUCUUGGCUCCAGUCGGAAGCCUCAGUCACUCCAGGUCCACUCCAGGUAGUGCGGUUGUUUCGGGCGGCAUUGGACGUGAGAGGAUGUAAAAUGUGUAUGGCCCCCGAUUGGCGCCCCUUUCCUGCUGUAAUCCGGUGUUGGUCCAAACAAGCACACACUCGGUAAUCGGGAUCGUUCGUUUGUUCAAUGACAACAGCCGAUGCAGGGUGUGUGCAUUUGUUGGGGCUGGAAGAAAAUCGUUAACAAAUUAGAUGGGAUGAGGUUUAUGAGGGAGUUGCCCUAUGCAAUUAAUGGAUGUGACAUGUUGGUUCUAGACUUC